UAAUCACUCCUUCCAGUGCUGGGCUGGCACACUCCUGAGCUGUGCCAACUUUUUAAAAUUCUUCCUGUCGCGAUGAAGCCUGCGACCGCCAGCCCUCUCCUACUGUGGAUGGCAUUCGGAUGCCGCCCGGCAGUUGCCCAUGCCCCAUCGUUCUCGGUUAAACCCAACCCCGGUGCCUCCGCUCUGUAUGCCUCCGCCUUUGGUGAUGCUGGACUUCUGGAAGGCGACAUCGAUAUUUUAAUUGGGAACCUGAGCUCAGGAACGUUCAUAAAUGGACCUCUAGGCAUGGAGCGCGGAGUUAUUCUGACCACAGGGGAUCCAAUUGAAGCUAUACUCGGGGGAGAUAUCAAUGUUGACGCAGGAAGAAUGCCCAGCGGAGAGUAUCCGGGAUAUGACACCAUCAGCGUCGUCGCCAACAUCGUUGUACCAGAGAGCAUCGAGGCGCUAAAAAUAAGCUAUAUAUUUGCAACAGCUGAGCCACCGCCUUUUGCAGACGAACUGCGACGACGCAAGCGUGAACUUGUCCCAAGACAUAUGAAAGAUGACCAAAUGGUCAUUCGAUUCGACGGGGAGAUAAUAGAGAGAGCAUAUGCAUCGGACCUAAGACUAACGUCCUCGUCGAAUAAUAUUGGGAUGUCGUACGCUCGCUCCACGAGGCUACUCUCACGUAACAUCCCAAUGUCGCCUGGAAUCCAUUCGUUCAUGUUCACAGUUUACGAGGUCGGAGAUGCUCUUCGCGACUCUGCGCUACUUUUCAGCGUGAAGGCUGUGCGUAGACCAGAAUCAACUUCACUUGCGGACACUACGGAUGCAGAUGCAAUCAAAUCACCUAUAUCUACGGCACUCGAUCCGAAUAUAUCAUCUGGGAUGAGACCUGUGUCGAAUUUGCCAACAAUUGGCCAAUACACCUUUGGCGGAUGUCUACUGUCCGAAGCUGGCUACCCAACCUUCGCAGAAGUGGGCAGAGGUAACGUGGGUAACAAAAUGGAGCCUGCUUUGUGUCUAUCUCUUGCGAAGGGAAGCAAGUAUUUUGGCAUCAACGACGAUAUCUGCUAUGCUGCAGACUCUAUCAACCAGACAAGAAUUGUCCCUUCACAGCGCUGCAAUUGGCGUUGCCCGGGAAAUCUAGGCCGCUUCUGUGGUGGGCUGGGACGUUUGAGAGGCUGGAGAAAUGGUGGUACUCGACGUGUUGAUCCCCUCGCUAAGCUAGAUAUCGCUUCUCUUCUGCUUACUCUUUAUAUCCAUGACGAGGAUUCUACCACAUCUUUAAUUGCAAAUGAGAAGAUGGCCUCUGAUAUAGGGGCUGAACCGGUUUCGGCUGCGCCAAAAACCGUUCUUACAUCAAUUACAUCGGUGGUUAGAUACACGACCGUUGAGCCGACACACUCUCGAUCUCUCAUCAUUGUCGAAAUCCGCACUACUCUUGAAUUUUACUACUGCGCUAUGUGCCGCACGGCCAUUCCGCCAAUUGUAGAAAUGACCAAAAAGGAGGUUCCUUGCAAUGGGUGUGGGAGAGGAGGAGAAAAUAGCAUUCUGCUGACGGUCCCCGUAGAGGCUCUUGCUCAGGCAACAUCUCUGUAUGGAAGCUUGAUACGGACAGUGGAAGAAACGAGAGCGGAUCCAGUUGCAUCCAGUGUCCCAGCUGAGAGUGUCUAUGGAGGAAUAAUUUUGCCUCAGAAGACUAAUGCUGAGAUGGAAGUCAUCGAGGAAAUUUGAUCGCUGUAAUGUCAGGCGAACCGUUGCCUCACACUAUUAGGAGAACAGAGGACCAGCCCCAAGCUCGGUGCAUUAUCAAUUAGUGAUGUCCUUUCAAUAUCAGCGAGAAUUAGCGCAAGAUUGUUUUAACCAUGCUUGACUAUAGACGGCGCAGUCAACCAAAAAAUGUGUACCUUUCUGCGAUAGACGUCGCGGG
Molecule: messenger RNA, 1912 nt
Organism: Ilyonectria robusta
Lineage: Eukaryota; Fungi; Ascomycota; Sordariomycetes; Hypocreales; Nectriaceae
Exons: 4
Coding region: 73-1716 (547 amino acids)
Source: RefSeq, a predicted model, not a curated record